AGCAAAUGAGUUGACUAGUUCGCCCAUUUCCAAACAUCAAGCCCACUAAUUGCCCCCCAAUAAUAGGCGGAGCUCGGUCGGACUGAGUCUUGAAAUCGGCGCAUUCCAGCACCACCUGAUCUUCUGGCGGAUCAGCCAAUUCCAUUUGCCCUCCGACCAUGGCCUUACCCCGGCCAUAUAUGCCUCUUCGGAGGUCGCUCUGCCAAUUGUCAUCUCGAACUUGUCGCACACCUCGUCACAUCCCAGCGCCUUUCCGCAGGUACUCCACGGAAAAGAAAUCUGGUGAAAAAAAGAACUUCACUGUUUGGAGACCAUACCUACGACUCGCCAUCGGGGUGCCAUUCAUCGCUGCUUUGAUCUACUCCAUGAUGACCGAAGAAGUGACCGAACUUGACUCCCCGUCGAUCGUCGAACUCGAUGAGACGUUAAAGAAACAGACAACGAUCAGCGAAUCAUCCCCGAUGCGCCUACGGAUGGAGAAGUUGAUCAAGGAUCACCAGCAAAAGAUCAUAGAAGAGCUAGGCAGAAUAGAUGGGACGCAAUUCCGAACCGAUACUUGGUCGCGCCCCAACGGCGGAGGUGGGAUAUCUUGCGUUCUCCAGGACGGCAAUGUCUUCGAAAAGGCCGGUGUCAAUGUGUCUAUUGUCUAUGGCGAACUGCCUCGUCCCGCCAUUGAAAAGAUGCGCGCAGACCACAAAUCUUUCGUCGGCGCCGACGUGGACUCAUUGAGCUUUUUUGCGGCUGGCCUGUCCCUGGUUUUGCACCCCCAUAACCCCAUGGCCCCGACGGUUCACCUGAACUACCGGUACUUCGAGACCUCGGACCCCAAGGAUCCUAUCAAUGGCGACAAGAAUUGGUGGUUCGGCGGUGGUACGGAUCUGACUCCGAUUUAUCUCUUCCCCGAAGACGCAAAGCACUUCCACCAGACAAUCAAGGACGCCUGUGAUCGCCAUGACGCCACGUAUUACCCGAAGUUCAAAGCCUGGUGCGACAAAUACUUCUAUCUCCCGCAUCGUCGCGAAUGUCGAGGCGUCGGAGGCAUAUUCUUCGAUGAUCUCGACGCCAAUUUCUUAGAGUCCUCGUCGACCUCAUCGCAAAACCCGCAGGAGACGCUGUUCUCUUUCGUGUCGGAUGGCCUUGCGUCCUUCCUCCCAUCCUACGUCCCCAUCAUUGAACGCCGUAAGGACAUGCUGUUCACACCGGAGCAGAAAGAGUGGCAACAGCUUCGUCGUGGUCGCUAUGUGGAAUUCAAUCUGGUGUAUGACCGUGGAACCAGCUUCGGUCUCCGCACUCCGAAUGCCCGCAUUGAAAGUAUUCUGAUGAGUCUUCCCCGCACCGCAAGCUGGGCCUAUAUGGAUGCUGUGUCCGGUACCCGCACUGAGGGCCAUGACGUAGGUGAUGAAGAACUGAUUGGAGAGGGCAAGGAGCGUGAGAAAGAGAUCAUGGACGUUCUAAGACACCCUAGACAAUGGGUGUAAUGAAGUCAACCCGCACCAUUCGGGAUGCCAGGGGACAAACAUUUGACAGUUCCCCUAUGAACUCUGUAUUACCUCUAUGUAUAUUAUGAGCUGCAUCUAUGGCUAGACCAUGUAAAAAGGAUAUGUCUAUAUAAAGAACAAAGAAGCCUUCGUCAUGUUCAUCUCGAUAUAACAGCCUCCGAAGGCACAUUUCCCUCGAAACUUUGACCAACCUCUAGCAAACCGGAUAACCGAGCCGCAAAAUGCUGGUAUAGUGCGGCGCAGGAGUAUGUAUGUGCAAAGGUAU
This is a messenger RNA of Aspergillus heteromorphus CBS 117.55, 1764 nucleotides long. It is a transcript of the gene hem13, whose product is annotated as coproporphyrinogen oxidase. Gene Ontology annotation, molecular function: coproporphyrinogen oxidase activity. NCBI's taxonomy places the organism in Eukaryota, Fungi, Ascomycota, Eurotiomycetes, Eurotiales, Aspergillaceae. Gene Ontology annotation, cellular component: mitochondrial intermembrane space; cytoplasm. The transcript is spliced from 2 exons. Bases 159 to 1478 code for a protein of 439 amino acids. The record is from RefSeq and is a predicted model, not a curated record.